GAACUUGACCAAAACAUCCAACUAUUGCAGGUUGUGAACACGCUUGAUUGAAUUAUUUUGUAAUCUUGUAAUUUUGGUUUCGUAAUUGUAAUAUAACCACGAGACCAAACAUCAUGGAUGAAGAGGACAGAGAAAGACUGAGGCUGAACCAAACGGCAUUAGAAGAGGACUUAAUGCCAAAGGAUGUGUUGCCAUAUUUGUUUCAAGAGGGAAUAUUCACACAGGAUGACUGGGAUGAAAUCUUGGUAGUUGAACCAAAAACAAAUCGCAUGAUAACACGAGAGUUGCUGAGGAGGCUUUCAAAGCGUGGUAAAAAUGCUUACAAAUGCUUUCGACAGGCUCUUGAUGAAUCUGGACAUAGUUUUCUUGGAACAAUUCUUGAUGAAACCAAAGUGGAUAUUGUCCGAAGAGAGGACUGGUUAAAUGGAUUAUCAGAAGAGAUUCUCGAAAGAAUGCCCAAUGAUCAGGAACUAAACAGACUAGCCUGCAACUUAGGGAGUAACUGGGAGCAGAUUGCAGUAUCAUUAGGUCUGAAGAGUGUUCAGAUUGAUCAGCUCAAAAUGCAGUUUGGGAACGGACACAUUCCAUCUUUGAUAUUCAAAAUGUUAUUCAAAUGGAGAAGCAUCAACGGUAAAAAAGCUACAUGGAAGGUUUUGCUCCAAGCUCUGAUGGACUGUGAUGUGGAGAGAUCCCACUAUGAAUCUGUGAUUGUUUCCUAAAAGAAAUUUUAUCUGGAUUUGGAACUUCCAGUGACAUUGUGAAAUUUCCAAGUACAUAUGACUGUAGUGUAGGCCUGUGAUUUGGAAAUCUUUCACUUUGCACUUCACAUAUGAUGAAGAGUGUUUCUCUGCCACCAGGAAAACAAAGGAAAAUUGUUUUAAAUGAGACUGAACCUGUUAUCUGACAACAGUCCCACAGCACCUUUUAUUGUUGAAUUCAUAGUAUGAGAAUAUAAUCAGACAGGUGUGAAAUCAUCAUUACUCUUUUAUACCAU
Messenger RNA from Liolophura sinensis, 994 nucleotides. RefSeq names its product death domain-containing protein CRADD-like. The record is from RefSeq and is a predicted model, not a curated record. Gene Ontology annotation, biological process: regulation of apoptotic process; signal transduction. The transcript is spliced from 3 exons. NCBI's taxonomy places the organism in Eukaryota, Metazoa, Mollusca, Polyplacophora, Chitonida, Chitonidae. Gene Ontology annotation, molecular function: death domain binding; protease binding. The coding region runs from base 114 to 719 and encodes 201 amino acids.